AUGCGCGGAAGUCAGGUGGCCGAGAGUCGAGGCGCCGAAACGGGCACCAUGCUGGGCUCCAGAUGGUGCUCUGGAUCUCGGGCCUUCCCCUGGAUCCAGGUGCCCGUCCGCCGCCCGGCCCCAUGGCGCGGCGCCGCCGGCGGCACAGGCGGGGGCGGCGCCCUCUGGGCGCCGCGCAGCCUGUGCGCGGGCGGCGCGGCCGAGGGGAAAAAGGGUGGUUUAAGCGAGGCCUGCGCCCGUCUUUGGCGCGACGGUACCUCGCUGGAAGGGAGGUUCGCCGGGGCUUCUGGCGAGAAGCGUUUGGACCGCGCGGAGGGCGACUGCGACGGAGGCCUGACGCUGAACGGCGACGUGAAAUUCGCAAGCGCGUUGGGGUUGAGCCUGGGCCUGCGCGGCUUGUCCCUGACACGCGAGGGGUGCCAGCGCGACCGUCCGGGCGGCACGCCAGGCCCUGUGCAGGGCGCGCCUGAGGCGGCUGGGGUCUUCGUCGCGAAGGAGGAUCAUGGGCCAUGGGGCGAUGCCGUCGCGAAGGAGGACCAGGGGAGGGUCGAAGUCACCAUAUUCGGCCAGUUGUCGGAAGAAGUGGUCGGGGUCGGUUGCCUGCAGCCGAGCGUCGGCGCCAGGAUUCCACAGGCGUUGCCCGUGCGGGAGGUAGACGCCUGGAGGGGCGCCGGCGGCGGUGCCAGUUGCUGGGUCGGGCGGGUGCCUGCGCGCCUGAACCAGCGGCGCCCGUCGAGUGAGAACAUGGCCGUGCGGCGGUCCAAGUGGGCAUCCAUGGCGUCGCGGCGCGCGUCGCUCAUUUGCCCCACCUCGUUCCAAGGCUUCCUCGCAGAUUUCGUGCACGCGUCGCCUCUGGAGGUGUCGCGCGCCGUCUGGUUGCCCGCGAAUCUGUGGACUGGCCUUUCAGAGGUAGACACCGCGCGGAAUCCGAAACUUACCCGCGCCCGCGCGAGCAUGGAGUGGGCUGGGUUCGAGCAGGCCCCGCCCGCGGCCGCAUGGGCCGCGCGCGCGCCGUCUGGGCCGGAGCAUUCUUGCCGCGCGCCCUGCCUGAGGCCGGCGGCGCGCGCGCGGCGGGAGCUCGGCCCGCCUGCGGUCGGAGACCAUGGUCUAGUCGAGCUGGUCGAGCGCCUGAAAACGUUAGCCGAUGGGCCCCCCGCCUUGUCCAGUUUGAACUGCCGGGCGAAGGUCUGGCGCGCGGCCUGGCGCGUGGAGGUCGAGGGCGUGGCCUGGCGCGCAGGCGCAUUCAAGAAGAUCGCGGCCGAGGCCGAGGGGUGCACGGCCAUCAAAGCCGACGGAGAGCUGGCCAAGAACGACCCUGCGGACGCCCGCGGCACCAGUGCCCGCGUCGCGUUGAACGCGCGCGUGGACGGCAUGCGCCGCAUCGCUUGCGAUCCUGAACAUGGCGUUGGGAUCGUUGGCGCCGUCCACCACCUGCAUGGGGCCUGCAGCGGAGCCAUGGCCUCCGCGGGCUCGCGCGCUGGCCGGCGCGCCGCCCCGCUGCUCGCCGGCGCUGCGCUGCUGGGCGGCGGCGUGGCGCUGGGCGCGCGGGAGCUCAGCCGCGAGUUGCCGGCGCCGUGCAGAGUCGUGGCGUUGCACCUGCAGGAUCCAGCGGUGAGGAACCAGCUCGGUUUCUCUGCAGCCCCCUGGAGCUUGCGGCUGUGGCAUGGUCAGGUGGACGAAGUCUUCGCGCGGCUGACUGUGCCGCUGUUUGAGGUCCAGGCCCCCUUGCCCGAGCUGCUUCCCUGGCUCCGCGUUCCGCGGCGGCGCUCGGAGCUGCACGCGGCGCUCGAGAGGACGCCGUCUGGCGAGCGCCUCCGCUGGCUUCUCGAAGUGUCGCCGCCGCCCCUUCCGCAGUGCUUGGGCCUUCUCCUCUUCUUCGCGGGCGCGCGGGGCGCAGCGGGCCCUGGAACCGACACGAGGGCAGUGUUUGCCCAGUUCCGCUUUGCACGCAGGGGGUCCGAAUUCAUUUUAACUCCGUGCUCGUGCAGCCCGAUCCGACGCACGUUCCGCUUUGAUCCGAUGUCCCGCUUGGGGUCAUUCGUCCCUUGGCCUCGUUCCGCCGCUAUGCUCCCAGGCCCGUAG
Messenger RNA from Prorocentrum cordatum, 2082 nucleotides. Lineage: Eukaryota; Dinophyceae; Prorocentrales; Prorocentraceae. The record is from the annotation of a GenBank genome assembly.